This is a messenger RNA of Girardinichthys multiradiatus, 2668 nucleotides long. RefSeq names its product acyl-CoA binding domain containing 5a (gene acbd5a). Gene Ontology annotation, cellular component: peroxisome. Gene Ontology annotation, molecular function: fatty-acyl-CoA binding. Lineage: Eukaryota; Metazoa; Chordata; Actinopteri; Cyprinodontiformes; Goodeidae. The transcript is spliced from 13 exons. The coding region runs from base 199 to 1617 and encodes 472 amino acids. Gene Ontology annotation, biological process: fatty acid metabolic process; autophagy of peroxisome. The record is from RefSeq and is a predicted model, not a curated record.
GAAUUUAGCGUUAAAAAACGGCCGCAACUGACGUUGUGCCGCAGAAGAGUUGUUGUGUCCUACAUUCUGAGCUGAUUGAAUCCUCUUACAGUCCGUCAGAACAGAAGCUGCUAACUGACAGACCCGCGUCUGUUGUAUGUUUUCGUUACUUAUUGUAAGGUAGGUUUUCCUGCUAGCUCUCCGCCGAGUGACACUAACAUGGAGGCGGAGAGCGUCAGCGCGGAGGAACAGACACGUCUGACCCAGAAAAGGUUCGAGGCAGCGGUUAAAGUCAUCAAGAGUUUACCCCCGAACGGUCCCUUUCAGCCGUCAAAUGACAUGAUGCUUAAGUUCUACAGUUACUACAAGCAGGCCACUAUUGGACCAUGUAAUAUACCACGACCUAGCUUCUGGGAUGUAGUCGGCAAAGCUAAAUGGGAUGCGUGGAAUUCUCUUGGAGAUAUGACUGAAGGAGAAGCGAUGGGCGCCUAUGUCGACCAAAUGAAGCUGAUCCUGGAAGGUAUGCCCAUGACCGAUGAGGUGGAGGAGCUGCUACGCGUCCUCGGGCCCUUCUAUGAGCUAAUCGACGAGAAGAAAAAAAUCACGCAGAUAUCGGACCUGGGCACAGGGUUUGGAACAAUGCUGGAGUCGAUGGAAUCAAAAAGUGUUGCAAAAAGCAUCAUAAGAAACAUGGAGAUGAACGGUACUCUGGAGACUCGGCCUGCCAGGCUCAGACCAAAUGAAGAAACAGAACAGGAAGAUGAUGAUGAGGAGGAGGAAGAUGAGGAGGAAGAGAUGAUGGAGAUCAGAAAAGCAACACAGCCCAAGAGGAAGAGUACAACCAGGAGACACAAAGUGUCCCUCCAGAAUGGUAAACUGUCCAACGGCGGCUCCCACGUGGCCAAUGGGAGUCAUCCCAGAGCCGACGAAUCGCAGGAGGUCUCAGCUGGGGAGCCUCUGCUCAAUGGACACCAUGCAGAUACAAGAACCAAUCCGGUAACCAGUGACUCGGACAGUGAAGUCUACUGUGAUUCUGUCGACCAGUUUGGCCAAGAAGAGAGCUCUGAGCACAACCGCUCUCUGGAUGACCUGGAGGAAGAGGAGAGUCACGUCCUGCUCCUGGAGGAGAAUGUUCAGGAUCCCCCACAGGCCGUCAGGUGUGGAGGAGAAGAGGGGGAGACAGGUGGGACGGUGUCGCAGAGACCGAGGCUAAAUGUGGACAUGCCAGGCAGCUCCUUGGCCAGAAGGGCUCAGGGUUCUAGGUCCCCAGGCCUUGGUCCAGGACCCCAGCUGCCCAUGCACAGCAGUGGAGAUGGAGACGGGGAACCCUGGGGAGGUGUGCUAACGUCCAGAGCGAGCCUGAAUGAGCAGAUCGUGGUGGCGCUGGCCAGACUGCAGGAAGAUAUGCAGAGCGUUCUGGAGAGGCUAAGAACCUUGGAGGCUCUGACCGCCAACCAGGCUAGAUCGGUGGCUCUGUCUGCUUACGGAUCGCCUCCGGUCAACAGGAGGAAUCGGAACCCAUCCUGGUGGCCUUUCGACAUUUCACCAACCAGCCUUGCCUUCGCUCUUAUCUGGCCGUUUGUGGUUCAGUGGCUCAUCCGGCUGUACUUGCAGAAAAGGAGAAGACGCAUCAACUGAUCCAGGUUAUGGCAAGACGGUAACAAAUCCCCCCGUCUUCUGUUCAGUUGGGCUGCAGCUUCUCUCGUCCUAAUUAAACUCACAGCAAGUAAUUUGCUUUUGCACUUCGAAGAAGGAACCUUGGAGCCAAGACAUGAAGGAGUCUUGAACGUGGAGUGAGCUGCGCUGCGGAUGUGAAACAUGAAUGUAUGGGCCUGUGAUUUAGUCGUCAAACUGUACUAGAAUCUGUGGAGAGGCUUGGUAGUGCGGAUGUGGACCAACUACGGUAGCUUCUCGAUUAUUUCCCUAACUAUGGCUUGGUUGCACAAAAUCUUCAUUAUUUUAUUAGCUGCCCAGGUGAUGCUGCUAUAUUAAAAUGUGAUAAUAGCUGUAGAAUACUUAUACUGAAUGUAAGAUUGUACUGAGAUGCGAGAGUCUUUCCAGGUAAUAUUUAUUGCUAUUAAUGAGCUGCAAUAGACGAGAUUUAAUCCGUGCUUGUUUUGUAAUUUUGUUGUAAACAGAUCUGCUAAAUUUGUCUCAUCUGUCUUGCUUAUCCGAACGUGCUUUACGUCAGGAUGGUCCAAUUCUUCACUUUCUCUAGGAAAAAGUGCCUCAUCAUCAUCAUCAUCAUAACAUAAAUGGCAUUAGAUUGAGCCGUUAGAGGAUUGCUCUUCCAGGUCUGGACCAAAUUAUCAUUAAACAUGAGUCUUUCACUCAGAUUUCUGAUAAUUAACGCUGUUUUUUGUUCUUGCAUCAUCGUAUUGGUUUUAGAUUUUGGCAAUCCAUUGGCAAAGAAGUGGCUGCUGUACAAAUUAUAUACAGUAGCUGUACAGUUCAGACCUAAAUGCAAUAUUUUAAUUGCAUCUGUAUUAAUUGUAGAUUAAUAUGUAAUAUUUACAAAGAUUGGCGUACUAAUUAAAGCUGAUCUUUUCAGAGCAAAUAUGUUUGAACAAUGAGAAAAAAUGGUUUACCUUUCUAUUAAAAUGCACUAAAAAGCUUUCUCACCCGUUCUGCCUGUGCAGAGUGGUGUAUGCAUGUGAUAAUCACAGCCUGAAAUAAAGUUUUGACCAAG